GUCGCGCAGCAAGUGCUCUGCCCAGCCCCGAAUUUCCUCAUACAUCGCCACCAUGGAGGUAGACAGUGACAAUGGUCUGCUCAGCAGAGUCGCAUUAGGCACCCCAGUUGAGAUAGACACCUGGCCUGGCUUGCGCAGUGACAUGCUCGCGCGACUUGAACAGAUCGCACACAACGAGUUCCCCAUCCCCAAUUUUCCUCCUCCCCAGGCCGCCCCCCGGCCCACCUCCGAACCACACGUGUCUCCGCUCCCAUCGUCACCUCUGGAUCAGGCUUCGCAAGAAACCAACAAGGAAAAUGCGGCCACCGAGUCGCUGCCGGCGACCCAACCCGUCGACUCAGGCGCGCUUCCAAAGCAGCUCGCUGACAUGCUGACCGACAUCACCACCCACCUCCAGACCUUCAACACAUGCCCGCCGCACACCGUCCAACGACUCGCCGAGCUGAUCCUCCAGCCCCGUGCGCACUACAGGGCGCUGGCCACCUACCUCCAUGCCGUCGACAGGGUGGUCCAGGUAACAUCCGGGAUUAGUACCUACCCUCUUCCCCCGGCCAUCCCAGACAUGUCUUCCAUGCAUCUCAAUGGCGAGGACGCCAAGGACCCCGCUGUAACAGUUGCCUGGAGUAAUCCCACGACAGCUGCCUUGGGGACGGACGAGGCCUUAGGAGGAGCUCUUUUGACCCCUAUUCCAUGGCUGACGAGACGGAGUCCCGAGGAGACCAAUCAUGAUACACCCGGCGCGCAGAUUCACAGCGAGAGCACCGAAACGAUUGAUGGCCCUAAUGGCGUCGGCAGUAUUGAAACCGUCUCUGUGAGCGUUAAUGGUGUUCCGUCGACUGGGCACGCAAGGGGUGUCACUCAAGGCGAGCUCCUUCGACAGGAGCAGCGAGCAGGAGUCGUCCCGGUCAGCCAGCUUUCACGCGCCCAGGAAGCCAUGGCUGAAGAGGAGCGCACUCAGGCGGCGGAGGGCGAGGAUGGGGAACCACGAGAGGAUGAAGAGACGCCACAUGCAAGAGGGCCCGAGGAGAUUGGCGUCAACGACACAGGCCUCCAGGCUACCACGACAAGCUACGUCGGCGAGGACGGUCUUGAAAUGGAGGGCAUUGACGUUGAAGCAGCAGUUGGGAGGAAGCAUAACGAAGAAACGAGUGCAGAACAGAAUGGGGAUGGUGGGAAUGAAGCCAAGAGCCCUAGCGCAGAGAGCGUAGGGACGAAGCGUGAGGCAGAACAAGACCUAGAGAGUGAGUCUUCAAAGAAGGCCAAGGAGGAUGCGGGAGAUGGGGACAAAGACAAGGAUGAAGCCGAUGCUGAUGCCACUGAAAAGGAAACUGAGGAAAAAGAAGCAGCGGUCUCUGCUGAAGAAGCCACUCCGGAUGAGGAUGGCGACAAGAUGGACACGAAAUAGGAGGUGGGACUGGCUGGGCCGGGACAGGGCUCACGAUGAGAUUGAAUGAUACCACGAGGCAGAUUUUGGAAUUGUACCACCAAUAGAUUCACUUGGAACUAAUAGAAAAUGCCAGUCGGCGUUUGCUCCCAGA
Ilyonectria robusta is the source of this 1538-nucleotide messenger RNA. RefSeq lists its product as uncharacterized. The transcript has 3 exons. Gene Ontology annotation, molecular function: protein phosphatase regulator activity. NCBI's taxonomy places the organism in Eukaryota, Fungi, Ascomycota, Sordariomycetes, Hypocreales, Nectriaceae. The record is from RefSeq and is a predicted model, not a curated record. Gene Ontology annotation, biological process: protein dephosphorylation. The coding region runs from base 53 to 1405 and encodes 450 amino acids. Gene Ontology annotation, cellular component: protein phosphatase 4 complex; nucleus; cytoplasm.